This is a messenger RNA of Pollicipes pollicipes, 563 nucleotides long. Its product is annotated as centrosomal protein of 95 kDa-like. The coding region runs from base 90 to 563 and encodes 157 amino acids. Gene Ontology annotation, cellular component: spindle pole; centrosome. The record is from RefSeq and is a predicted model, not a curated record. The transcript has 5 exons. Lineage: Eukaryota; Metazoa; Arthropoda; Thecostraca; Pollicipedomorpha; Pollicipedidae.
GUUUUCGUUGGGGGAAGGGAGGGUCUGGUGGGGAGUGCGAUUAGAAGGGAUUUUCUAAUUUUCUGGCAUUCUAAAAUUUGGCACUCAAGAUGGGAGACAGAAAAAUCAGGAAAAAAGACUGUGUGAGGCUGUCAAACAAGAUCAUCGAAAGAUGCCAGCUGUCAGUUCCACCUGUCACCAACAUUAGUGACAUCCGGUCCAACCUGUUCACCAGCCUGCUGGAAGUCCUGUGUGGUCAGCUUCCAGAAGGCGUGCUCCGCGAGCCGGUCGGCGACGAAGAGGAGGCUGCCAACGUACAGGCCAUCAUCAACCACCUGGCGCUGGACCUGAUUAACGUCGACCUCUCGCACAUCUCGGGCGCCAACAUCAUCGCCGGCGAUCCGCACAAGUGGAACCUGGAGGAGAGUCUGACGGAAACGGAGGAGGAGCUGAGCAGCGCGGGCUCCUCCUCGGAGGAGCCGCCCCCGGACGGGCAGGACGCGGUGCCAGCCGACGACGCCGCCCCGGUGAGCCCGCCCGCCGCCGGGAGCUGGGCGAUGAGGGGCCCAGCGACGGGAACCUAG